AUGAUGCACGCCUCGGAAACUGAAAUCACAGAAGCUGGAAAACACAUCCGCUCACUCACCACCGCCCUGAACGAUGUCCUCUACGGUCAGGAAGAACUAAUCGAACUUGUAAUCACCGGCCUCCUUGCUCGCGGCCAUAUUCUUCUGGAAGGCCUGCCCGGCCUCGGAAAAACCGAACUGGUCAAAGGCCUCUCCAAAACGCUGGAACUUGAUACGAAAAGAGUGCAGUUCACCCCCGACUUACUCCCCGGUGACAUCACUGGUAACCCGGUGCUUCAGGAAAAAGAUGGCCAUCGAGAAUUUGUCUUCCAGCCAGGGCCACUCUUUACCAAUCUCGUCUUGGCAGAUGAAAUUAACCGCGCCUCUCCGAAAACGCAGUCCGCCCUCUUAGAGGCGAUGCAAGAACGUCGCGUCACCGUUCUUGGAAAAACCCAUGACCUUCCCGCUCCAUUUUUUGUCCUCGCCACACAAAACCCCAUCGAAUUAGAAGGAACUUAUCCACUGCCAGAAGCCCAACUCGAUCGCUUUCUUUUCAAACUCGAAGUCACAAAAAAUGAUGUGGGCACACUAGAGCGAAUCGUCAAUCAACGCGAACUCGGCACCGAGCCCGAAGUCAACUCCAUCAUGUCCGCCGAUACCCUGCGAGAAGUGCUGGAUCUCGUGCGCCGCAUCUAUCUUCCAGAAGUCGUCGCUAACUACAUUGCUCGCCUUGUUGAUGGCACCCAUUCCGGCCAAUCCGAAGCGGCCCGCCACAUUAAAUACGGAGCUAGUCCACGCGCCGCACUCUCCCUCGCUUCAGCGGCCAAAGCUCGCGCCCUCAUCAAUGAACGGGCGAAUGCCAGCUUCGAAGAUGUCAAAUUCUGCGCUCCCGCUGUUCUUCGCCAUCGCAUGGUGCUCGAAUAUAAUGCAAAAGUAGAGGGAUUCGAUGCCAACCAAAUUGUCCAAUCUCUCAUCGAGGAAACACCUUUCCAAGCCGGUGACACUCCAAAAUCACUCCAACCCGCCUAA
Messenger RNA from Nerophis lumbriciformis (worm pipefish), 1008 nucleotides. The record is from RefSeq and is a predicted model, not a curated record. Lineage: Eukaryota; Metazoa; Chordata; Actinopteri; Syngnathiformes; Syngnathidae.